AUGGCAUAUGCCGGAGCUUUCUCUGGACAGAUCCAGCAGAAUAUGAGAGGCAGAUUUAGCAUGCGAGAUGCUUAUAAUUCUCUUCAAAUGCAUAACAACCGUGUCAGUUGGAGAAGUAUCCUUUAUCACAAUAUUGCGAGACCGCGAGCAAUUUUUAUCCUCUGGUUGGCUUGUAAUGGCCGGUUGGCUACAAAAGAUAGGUUGAGGAAAUUUGGUAUGUUGGAGUCGGAUGAAUGUUGUUUCUGUCACAACCAAGAAACAAUACAACACCUCCUUUUUGAAUGUCAUAAAAGCAAAGCUGUUUGGAAAGAAGUUUUGGAUUGGUUGCAAAUUCAACAUGAGCCGUUAUCAUGGGAUGCAGAGCUGGCUUGGAUUACUCAGAUUUGCAAGAGAAGAAAGUGGAGAGGUCGCAUCCUUGUGUGCGCUGUUGCUGAAACCAUAUAUGCAAUAUGGAGACUUAGGAAUGACACUGUUUUUGGUCAUGAUGUGAAGAAUAGCAUUGGGAGAGAGAUUAUUGAUACCAUUGUGUAUAGGUGCUGGGAAAAUGUGAAACUCAGACCUCAUUUAGCUACACAGAUGAUAUAG
Vicia villosa (hairy vetch) is the source of this 585-nucleotide messenger RNA. RefSeq lists its product as uncharacterized. The record is from RefSeq and is a predicted model, not a curated record. The transcript is spliced from 2 exons. Lineage: Eukaryota; Viridiplantae; Streptophyta; Magnoliopsida; Fabales; Fabaceae. Bases 1 to 585 code for a protein of 194 amino acids.